Molecule: messenger RNA, 630 nt
Organism: Diatraea saccharalis (sugarcane borer)
Lineage: Eukaryota; Metazoa; Arthropoda; Insecta; Lepidoptera; Crambidae
Source: the annotation of a GenBank genome assembly
AUGGUCCUACAGAUAUUAUUCAUUUUAAUUUUGGUAACAUCGGCCUAUACAACACAAAAUGGUGACAGUAAAGAACCGGCAACAUCGUAUUCAAUCAUUUACAGAUAUGACACUGCUGAAGUUACAAAUGACCAGUCAUCAAAUAUUAAAAUAUCUUCUAACGAACCUGAAGCUAACGAACAAGUACCAAAAGGUUACGAAGCGGUGUCUAUAGGCUAUGACAAUAUGCCUUUUGUGUAUGCAAAAAUGCCAGAUAGAGUCGAAACAUUGAAGCAAAUAAAUGAAAUAAGAGUAUCACAAGAAAACGAUAUGAAAACCUACCAAGAACUUCCAAGUCUUUCAGUUUUUGAUUUCGCUCCCAAAGAUAAUCAAGGCAAUCUAAAUAUGGAAACUACAUCUGCACAACAAACGAUUCAAACUAUACCAAUAUUACAAUCAGGAUCUACAAAGUUGGAAGUCAAUUCUGGUUCAAGUGCUUCUGUUCUUACUUCACCACAAUUAGCAAAGACUGUGACGUAUCCGCCUUUGAUAUCUGCACCACUUGUUCAAGAAGGUAGAUUGCUCACCCCAGGGCUGUCUGCUUAUGCUUCUGACAGUAUGGUUGAAAAUGAAUCGGUUAAAUCUACUUAA